AAAGUAGAAAGAAAAAAGAACGAAAGAGGACGAGGAAGAAGACUGAAGGGAGCGCAACUUUACUCAAGAAAGUCUCAAGAAACUACAGCUUCAGCAGCAGCACCAACGCCAGCUGCUGCUGUUGCACCAAAUUCCUCAGAAAAGGAAAACACAUUCUUUUGUUUCUUCAUUACUGCUCUUUAUCCGUCAUGGGUUGUUCAGCAUCCAAGAAAAGCAGGGGCCGCGGUAAUUCGAAGAAGAUCAGAAAGCCGAAACCUUGGAGACAUUCUGAACCGAUUACAAGGACACAGCUUAUGCAGAUGCGCGAAGAAUUUUGGGACACAGCUCCUCACUAUGGUGGCCAGAGAGAGAUAUGGGACGCUCUUCGAGCUGCAGCAGAAGCCGAAUUAAGCCUCGCGCAAGCAAUUAUCGAUAGUGCUGGGGUGAUUGUUCAGAACGUGGAUCUAACAGUUUGCUAUGAUGAGCGAGGUGCCAAGUAUGAACUACCGAAGUAUGUCUUGAGUGAGCCAAUCAACGUGAUUCGCGAGAACUGACGACGGACCGAAGGGUACAGCAAUUCAUUUUUAGAAUGUAAAGUAAUCAUAACCGUCUGGUAUAAAAUCCCCCUUUUUGUACAAUGUAGUUAGAUGCACCAAAAGUUUCGGCUUUGUCAAACAUUGUGGGAUCAAAGUUGAGAGUUCAGCAUACUAA
Hibiscus syriacus is the source of this 690-nucleotide messenger RNA. Its product is annotated as ubiquitin domain-containing protein 1-like. The coding region runs from base 189 to 533 and encodes 114 amino acids. NCBI's taxonomy places the organism in Eukaryota, Viridiplantae, Streptophyta, Magnoliopsida, Malvales, Malvaceae. The transcript has 4 exons. The record is from RefSeq and is a predicted model, not a curated record.